This is a messenger RNA of Prorocentrum cordatum, 891 nucleotides long. Lineage: Eukaryota; Dinophyceae; Prorocentrales; Prorocentraceae. The record is from the annotation of a GenBank genome assembly.
AUGAAGAGUGAGUUCAAGCAGCAGUUCUACAAGGAUCUGGCAGAAGAUCCUGGGCUGUCGAACCUCGAUCGCAUUGAAGCCUUCGUGGUCAGCUCAAUCACUGUCCAACGGAUGGAGGAGGAGCGCGUCCGCAAGGGUGGCAAGUACCUUCCGCUGAGGAAGUGGGCGCACGACGGCUUCGACGCGAAAAAGAUUGAAGAUAAUGUGCAGGAUAAGAGGUGGAACCCUGAUCUCGGGGAGUGGACGUACAGGCCGCAAUUGGAGGCGGCCUGGAGCGAGACAGUGGAGGCCGCAGUGCGCAACGAGCUGUACACCGAUAAGAGGACGCAGGCGAAGCAGAGCGGCCCGCGGGCAGCGGCCUCGACGGGCGUCGCAGAGCACGGCGGCGACAAGGGCGACAGAAGCGACGAGAGCGACAUGUCCAGAUCCAGGAGCCGCUCGCGCGGCGACCGCGACAGGAGCAAGAGCCGCCGCAAGGGCAGGAGCAAGAGCCGCGGCAAGAGCAAGGACAGGAGCAAGAGCAGGGAUAAGGACGCUGAGAAGGAGCGGAGGCGACAGGAAGCGAGGGAGAAGGCCGAGCAGGCCAAGAAGGAGACGCAGGAGAAAAACCUGGCGCUGAAGUGGAUCGGCACCGCAACGAGGCUCGAGACAGAGCUGGACGGGUACCUCGAGCAUGAGAAGGCGGACAAGGUGCCGUCAUGGGCUGUGAAGAACGCGAAGGCGGCGAGGAAGUCUGUGGCAGUCAUGAAGGCGGUGGCGCAGAAGCGCGUGCACAGCGGCGUGGCGUUGACGAUCACGCAGGACGAGGCCAUCAGCAUCCAGAAGGAUGCGAGCUCGGCGGCGAGGGCCAUCGCGGGGAUGCUCAAGGAGGCGCAGAAGCACAGCACCUGA